AUGUUUGACAUUUACAAUGCAAGUAACCAGACUGUUGGUCUGAUGACCGAUGAUGGAUGCACGUCACGCAUAGUCACUACGGCCGAGAAAGCCGGUAAGUUGUCUGCGUGCGUAACUAUUUAUGCGAUGGCCCUCAUUGGAAAUAUUCUCAUAAUCCACGUGCUUCUUAAAACCAAGAGUUUGCAACGAAACAUCCACCUUUUCAUUCUGAACAUGGCGAUCUCGGAUCUAAUCAUAUCAGUUUUCGCGAUCCCGAGAAGAGUUGUAGAAAUCGCUUUGGAAAUGCCUUCAGCUAAAUGGCUACAUUCUGGAGUAACAGGAGAAAUAACUUGUAAGCUGCUUAGCUUCAUGCCAGAUUUUUCCGGCGUGGUCUCUACUCUUACACUGGUUUUAAUCGCCUUAGAAAGACUAGUGGCCGUCGCGUUUCCUCUCCGCGCCAAAAUGAUAACCUACAGGUUAAGGGUGAUUAUGGUCAUGGUGACUUGGGUUGUUGGUGCAGCCAUUUAUGCUCCAUAUUUUUUUAUCUUUAAACUAUUUGAAGUUGACUCUGAUGUGUACUGCAUUGCAACCUGGGAGCCCGCUUUUGAAGAGCCCUCGACUGGAAAAUUCUACAUCACUUUAAUUUGGAUCUCGGGGAUUUUAAUUCCUUUCAGCCUUAUAGCUAGUGUGUACACGAUUAUAGUGGUUGUUUUGCUAAGGAAAAGGAACGCUAUGAGAGGUGAGGUUUUCGGAGGAAUUUAUCGCGAUAAAAUGCACAAAAAUGUGCUAAGAAUGGCGGUGACGAUUGUUGUCAUGUUUGCCAUUUGUUGGGCUCCACUCAAUAUCAAUCUGUUUCUUUCGAUAUUUGUUUCGAACUCUAAAAAUGUAUGGUGCAAUCCUCAUGCGUUUGCAUUUGCUACAGGAUUCCUUGUGUACGCCAACACUGCUUUCAAUCCGUUUGUAUAUUUUGGCUUCGUGGGAAAUUAUCGUCGUAGUCUGCGGAAUGCCAUAUUUGGUACGUUCCUCCCGGUCAGAAUUCGGGAGGCAGUUGUCAGACUCAUCCCAAAACGUCGUAAAGGGUUUCAGCUGACAUCCAUUCCCUGCAAUGAAGUCAGAUCAGCUCAAGUGAUCUCCUUAACGAAAUUACACAGCAAAUGUGAAAGUGAAGAUAGAGUGGAAAGGGAGCAACACCAAUCGAUAUCGACGUUGUAA
Molecule: messenger RNA, 1191 nt
Organism: Stylophora pistillata
Lineage: Eukaryota; Metazoa; Cnidaria; Anthozoa; Scleractinia; Pocilloporidae
Product: pyroglutamylated RF-amide peptide receptor-like
Source: RefSeq, a predicted model, not a curated record